Fraxinus pennsylvanica is the source of this 1299-nucleotide messenger RNA. NCBI's taxonomy places the organism in Eukaryota, Viridiplantae, Streptophyta, Magnoliopsida, Lamiales, Oleaceae. The record is from the annotation of a GenBank genome assembly.
AUGGUGGAAGACAGGGUUCGAUUGGUCUCAAGGCCUUGCAUGAAUCACCGGCUGGAAAAAAUUGAGGUUCAGCAAGGGAAGCGACCUUUAGAAAUAGUCGGAGAGAAAGAUGUGGUUGUCAGAAAGGUGUCUAAGAAUUCGGGAAUCUUUGUAGAUACAUCUUUAUCACUUGGUGGGUUUUUAAUGUCCGCUUCUGACCAAUCCAGUAACAAGCGGCAUACAGGAGAAAAUUCUGAUUCGAGUUCUUUGAUUCCUGCUAUUGGUCGUGACAACUCUAUUAGUUGUCUCAUUCGGUCCUCAAGAGCUGAUUAUGGAGCCAUUGCAUCUUUAAACAGUAGUUUCCGUUCGCUCAUUAGAAGUGGCAAGCUCUAUAGAUGGAGGAGGGAAAAUGGCGUGGUUGAGCACUGGGUUUACUUUUGCUGUCGGCUUCUCGAAUGGGAAGCAUUUGACCCGAGUUGUCGCCGUUGGAUGCAUUUACCAACAAUGAAUCCUAAUGACUGUUUCGUGUUUGCGGAUAAGGAAUCUUUGGCUGUUGGUACUGAGCUUCUUGUUUUCGGACGGGAUCUCAUGUCUCAUAUCACUUACCGGUAUAGUUUGCUGACCAACACGUGGUCAUCAGGAUUAAAUAUGAAUGAGCCUAGGUGUUUGUUUGGAUCUGCCAGCCUCGGGGAGAUCGCAAUAUUAGCUGGUGGUUGCAACUCGCGUGGCACUAUCCUCAGUUCUGCAGAGCUCUAUAAUUCUGAGUUGGGAAUUUGGAAGCCACUCCCAAGCAUGAACAAACCAAGGAAGAUGUGUUCCGGGGUGUUCAUGGAUGGAAAGUUUUACGUGAUUGGAGGAAUUGGAGGAACCGAGUCAAAGCUUCUUUCUUGUGGGGAGGAAUAUAAUUUGGAAACCGAAACUUGGACUGAAAUACCUAACAUGUCCCCAGUGCGAACUGACGUGGCUAGGGAAUUCAGUCUAUCUGCUUCUUCCGAAGCACCGCCAUUGAUUGCUGUUGUAAAUAAUCAAUUGUAUGCCGCUGAUUAUGCUGACAUGUCACUGAGAAAAUAUGACAAGAAUAACAAAGUGUGGACUACCGUAGGAAGAUUGCCUGAACGAGCUGAUUCUAUGAAUGGUUGGGGUUUGGCAUUUAGGGCAUGUGGCGAUAAGCUUAUUGUCAUUGGGGGGCCUCGGACUGUCGGUCAAGGAUAUAUUGAAGUCAAUUCGUGGGUUCCGAGUGAUGGUCCGCCACAAUGGGUUUUGCUCGGCAGAAAGCAAUCUGGCAGUUUUGUUUACAAUUGUGCUGUGAUGGGAUGCUGA